AUGAGUAUUUAUAGCGCGAGAAAAACAUUUGAGACACUCGAUCCUGUUUACGAUACUGAUAUUCAUAGUUUUUUAAAAAAUGAAAAAGAAAAUGCUAUUCUCUCAAUUAUCCAAGAUGUCAAUAAGACUUCUUACGAAAAUGCUCAAGCUCAAAAGUGGGAUCACAUUUUUAAUGAAUGGAAAGUGGAAAAGAUCAAGCUAAUGAAUGCACUCAUAGGACCAUCUCAAAAUUGGAUUGAUUUCCGUAAAGGACCUGAACAGACAAUUCUCAAUGAAACAUCUCAAGGAUCCAUAAAAUCUUUACUCGACUCAGUUCAAAUGGCUUAUGGUCGAGAAGUGUCGGAAUAUAAUCGUUACGAUAAAGCAAUGAGACCAUCACUUGUCGAGAAAUUCACCAAUGUUGCUCAAAUGUUCAAUGACAAAAAGAUUCUAGAAAUGUGGGAAAUAAUCAAGUACAUGUCAAACAUCAGACCAAUUCCUAAGAAUCAAGAUCCAGUCAAACAUCGCUUUCAAUCGGAAUUCGUUGAACAAGCUAAGAAAUAUUUAGAGAAACAAUACAGAAUUUUCAUGCAGACUGUAAUAUCAGAACAUCUUCGUGAAUCGCAACGUGGUGGUGAUCCCAGUAACUACAAACUUGUCGAGUCAUUUGUUGCUCUUCGAUUCCGGAAUCCAAAUGAUCUUAUUGGAUUGCAAGAUCGUCGUGAAGAGAAUGGGAAGACAAUUUGGCCUUGGGCGAUGGCAUAUUUCUGCAUGCGAUGUGGUGACAACAAAUCAGCAUUAAAAUGCUUAAGCAAUGCUGUUCCUGAUCAGAAAGAAAUUAUUACAGCUCUUGAGGAAAUGUUGAAGAAUCCUGAUGGGAAAAUGAACUCGAAAGUUAAGUCACAAAUUAAAAUGCAGUAUAAGCAACAGAAAAUAAGAAUGUCUGAUCCUUACAAACGCGCUGUUUUCUCUAUUUUGGGAUCAUGUAAUGAACAACAUCCAGAACUGACUCAAACAUCAGAUGAUUAUUUAUGGAUUCAAUUAUAUUUGAUUUCAAAUGUUUCAAAUGAUUCAACUGACAAAUUGACACUUCCAUCGUUGCAAACUCUAAUUCUUGAACAAUAUGGAGAGAAGCAUUACAAUGCAAACGAGCAACCUCAUUUAUACUUUCAAGUUCUCGUACUUACAGGACAAUUUGAGGCGGCUAUAGAAUUUUUAACACGCUUUGAACGGGUUCGGACUCAUGCUGUUCAUUUUGCUUUAGCUUUUAAUGAACUGCAUUUGAUAAGUGGACCUAGAAAUAUUCAAGAACCGCUCUUGUCGGUCGAUAUUGAAGAUCCAAAGCCAGUUCGCCGCUUGAACCUCGCUCGACUUGUAAUGUUGUAUGUUACAAAGUUUGAAACAAGUGAUCCAGCUGAAGCACUUCAGUAUUACUACUUUCUUCGUCAUCUUACUGAUUCUGACGGCAAAAACUUGUUCUUGUCUUGUGUCACUGACUUGGUCAUUGAAAAUCUGAACUACGAGUUGAUUUUUGGAAAAAUGCAACUUAAUGGAAUUCGUUCUCGUGGUUUGAUUGAUCAAUUUGAUGGAAUAUUCAAUAUUCAAUCAGCCUGCAACUCAAUUGCUGAUGAAUUUGUUAAAAAAGGAUUGUUUGAAGACGCUAUUCGAAUGUAUGAUUUAGCUGGGAAUCAAGAACAAGCGCUUCGUUAUAUCAUCACCAUGCUUUCGCAAGUUGUUCAUCAACAAAAUAAACAAGGAUCAAUAAAGGAACGUCUUCAAAUAUUGACAAAUGAGAUCAGUGAACGUUAUCGAUCAACAGAAAUUACUUGUUCACCACAAGUUCUUAAGACUUUCAACAUUUUUAAAAGUUUGUUGAUGUUCUUUGAAUGUUAUCAUGAUCAGAAAUAUGAAGAAGCACUCGAAAUUUUGGGAGAGACGAAGCUUGUUCCAUUAAGCAUGAAUGACUUGGAACUUUGUGUUCAAAACUUUAAAAAAAUUGGUGGAGAAGUUUGUAAAAUUCUUCCAGAUCNCUCAAUUGCUGAUGAAUUUGUUAAAAAAGGAUUGUUUGAAGACGCUAUUCGAAUAAUUGGUGGAGAAGUUUGUAAAAUUCUUCCAGAUCUUCUUCUUGCUGCCAUGGAAAUAAUUUACAAGAAAUACGUCAGUUUUAAGAAUCGCGAUUCACCAAAAUUCGGCGAUGGCAAUGCCAAUGAUAAGUUAAGAUUCUUGAGAGAACAAGCUAAAGCCAUCACUGUAAUGGCAGCAACGGUUCCUUACCGAAUGCCUGGAGACACAAAUGCUCGGUUGAUUCAAACAGAAAUUCUUAUGCAUUAAAUUGAUGUUUGAUUUAAUUAAUAAACUUCAAAAAAAAUGUAAUUUUGGUUUUUGUUAUUUUUAUUUGAUCUAAUCCGAAGGUUAUUCAAAAUUAUUCCUAGGUCAUUGAAAAACUGAGAUAAACGUUCAGGAUAUUUUAAAUUCUAUUGUUAUCAAUGUUUAUGCAUAAGAUGAUGAUCUUUUAAAUUGAAUAAAAACUUUGGUUAUUGUUGCA
This is a messenger RNA of Clunio marinus, 2524 nucleotides long. The record is from the annotation of a GenBank genome assembly. NCBI's taxonomy places the organism in Eukaryota, Metazoa, Arthropoda, Insecta, Diptera, Chironomidae.